AUGCACGACAGUGGCGACGAAUUUGGGAUUGUUAUAAGUCCAGAAAUGACGACGAUUGGAAAAAUUGAUGUUUUUGAUGAAACCCAAGAAAGCUGGGAGACGUAUGUCGAACGAAUACAACAUUUUUUCGCUGCAAACGAUGUCGACGACAAUCAUCAAGUGCCAACUCUGCUGAGUUUGAUUGGAAGCAAAACGUAUUCAUUAUUAAAGGUUUACUUUUGCCAGAAAAGCCUGCAGACGAGAACUUUGAUGAAAUAGUAAGUACAUUACAGAAGCAUUUAAAUACUAAACCACUAGAAAUAGCCGAACGGUUUCGUUUUUAUAAGAGAAAUCAGCAAGAAGGGGAGAGCAUUUUAAAUUAUAUAGCUGAGUUAAAGAAAUUAACCGCACAUUGCAAUUUUGGAAGUAACUUGGAAGAAACCUUGCGCGACAGAUUGGUGUGUGGAUUAAGUAAUCAGCAAAUUCAGAAACGUCUCCUUGCAGAGUCAAAAUUAAAAUUCUCCAAAGCUGUUGACAUAGCAGUUGCUAUGGAAACAGCCACUCGAGAUGCUACAGAGAUCCACAGCAAGGGUAGAGAAGAAAAACCUCUUGGUCUUGACAAACUGACACUGAACAGACCCUCGAAUAGAUCAGAUAGUGGCCCACCUUCCCCUGUAGUGUGUUAUCGAUGUGGAGCUAAUAACCAUGUUGCAACUGAGUGUAUAUUUAAGAAAGAAGUCUGUCACAAGUGUGGAAAGAGAGGUCAUAUUCAAAGAGCUUGCCGGGCACAACAAAGCCAGGCGCCCGGUAGACCUUCGCCCAGAUCAAGAUACCAGAAAUCGACCAAUGACAUAGAGACCGAACCAGAUGAGUAUGGACACUUGUUGAAUAAUCUAGAAGUUCAUAAUGUAAACAAAUCAAACAGUGAUGUCAUAUGGGUUGACGUGAAAGUUGAAAAUCAACCACUAUCCAUGGAACUAGACACAGGAUCGGCCGUGUCCAUUUUGCCAUAUGACAUGUUCUUGGAAAGAUUUCGCGACAAGAAGUUACAGAAAACAACCACUGUACUAAAGACCUAUACUGGUGACCUGAUCGUUCUA
Messenger RNA from Paramuricea clavata, 1079 nucleotides. The record is from the annotation of a GenBank genome assembly. Lineage: Eukaryota; Metazoa; Cnidaria; Anthozoa; Malacalcyonacea; Plexauridae.